AUGAGGACCACUUCAGUACCAACGCUCUUAUCGGAGGAGGGAUCACCGUUCGGCAGGCCAAGCGGUGCUAGCCCUGCGCUGUCCCCGUGCACUCCCUUUGGUAAUACACCAGUAAUUCAACCUACCGCCGAGGCGGAGCUUCUGGCUCACAUUACUUCACUUCGAAAGGAUAUGGCAAAGCUCCAAGAACAUAACAACCUCCUCUCGUCCAAAGUAGAUGAAAACCAGCGGCUGCUCAAUCAGCAGGAAACGCAGAAUAUCCAAGCUACGGAAUCUUCCCAGAGUCUGCAGACUCCCAGUCGGUAG
Molecule: messenger RNA, 306 nt
Organism: Prunus armeniaca (apricot)
Lineage: Eukaryota; Viridiplantae; Streptophyta; Magnoliopsida; Rosales; Rosaceae
Source: the annotation of a GenBank genome assembly